AUGGACGCAGCCCCCCGCGCACCCCAAGCUGGGUUCGGCUCCGCGCGCUCACUCACCGCGGCUGCAGACACGCUGGAGUUUCCGGAAUGGGAGCGGUCUCGGGAACACCUUCCCCCGGGUGUAACGGGAGCGGGAGGCGGGGCGACCGGUGAGGGGCCGCCUUUCCUGGCCGGCCGGGGCCCGGAGCCGGGGAGCGCCAGGGCCGGCCGCCACCUCCUCUCUGCGGCCCUCCCCUUCCCCCGCCCAGCGCCCGCCCCCUGGCUCCGCACUCCCCGCCCCCUACCCCCGCCUGGACUCGGCUUUCCACUGGCUCGGGGCUUCCUGCCAGCCCGGUGGAGCUCAGCCGAGCCACGUGGGCCGCAGCGGGCUCAGCUGGGGCCCAACCCGGGAGACGCCAGAGGCGGCGGUGGCAGCGCAGGGAUAGGAUCGCCGCCCCAAGUGCGGCUCUGCGUGGACAGCUCCGUGCCUCCUCGCACCCAGACAGCUUCCUGCAAGCUGGCGAGGAUAACGGAGAGCACCUGGGCGGCCCGGGGGUCCCUGGGGUCAGCCACAGGAAGGAGAAGGCAGGCACGCACGGAGAGGACGCGGCGGUGCCCAGAAGAGCCCGUGUCAGGUGCACGGUGGCGAGAAGGGGCCGAUCCCCCUGCUGGCAAUCGGGCAGAGCCACCGACUUCCUCUAAGGGCGCGGGACUCGAGCGUACAGAGUCCACAGCACACAUUGCCAGCGAGAGGCCGUGUCAAAUGAUUGACCUGGAAAUUAAAUUAAAAAUGAUGAAGGACUACAAACAUGAAAAACCAGAGAUGGUUAUUGCGUACCAGGCAGGCACAUCCCACUCGCCAUAGUUAAGAGCUUAAAGGAGAACAAUGGGAUGGAAACCAAAAGGAUCUGCUUCGUGGACAGCAACAAGACUAUAGAAAUUUGCAAAGGACCUGUGUCAGAUAUGCAGAAACUUCUAAUGAACUGGAUUAAAGACCAGACACAGAAGCAUAGUCCCCUCAGCAUCAUGACAAUCACAGCCAAAGCCUAAAAUUUGUAAUGUUAAAAGGCCAGACCCAACUCUGAUGUUGAAUUCAUUGUUUAAACCAUCCAAGAAUCAUUACUCAUCAUAUAUAGUGAAAGUGAGUGAUGAGUCUGCAAAUGCAGAUGUAAAGGCAAAUGAAGAAUUUUUGGAAACUCUAGAUAAGCUGGUUACUGAGGAAAAUUACUUGCCAGAACAAAUUUUCAGUAUGAACAAAAUGUCCUUAUUCUGGAAAAGGAUACCUGAAAGAAUUUUCGCCCCUACCAAGGCCAAGCCAAUGCUGGGUUUCAAGGCUUGUAAGGACAAGAUAAUGGUCUUGUUUGCAAGAGGGCAAGGCUGCAGGCUCCAAACUGAAACCUUUUGUGAUGGGGCAGAGUGAGAAGCCGCAGGCUUUUGAACACAUCAUAAGCCAGUGCACUGCAGGAGCGAAGAUGAGAAAUCAUGAGGGAUCGAGCCCCUCUUCCAAAAUGCCCUCCUGCAUUGCUAAGCCAGUGAAAUGAAGAAGCACUGUUUGGAGAAUAACACAACCAUUCAAGAGUUGGCUUCUCAUUGAUAAUGCUCCCGCACAUCCUCCUUUUAGAUGGGUGAGCUCCAUCUCAGUAUCAAAGUGGUGUUUCUCCUUCCACACACCACCUCUUUGCUCCAACCAAUGGAUCGAGCAGUUGUAGCAGCUUUUAAGGCCCAUGACUGGAGGAGGUCGGUGUUAUCGCUGCAACCGAGGGAGACACUGGACAAAUCAGAACAUGUGCGACUGCCUUGGGAACCUCGCUUGGACUUGCUGUGAGGUCACUGAGGAGUGUGUGAGUAGCAUGUGGAAGGGGGCAGCCGAGAGCUUCAUCCAUGAUGUCGAAGGGUGUGCUAAGGAUGAAGAAGUUGCAAACAUCAACAAGGCUGUGGCUGAGACGACAACCAACUUUAGCCCGGUGUGGGUGAGGAGGAUGCGAAGGAGCUCCUGAAGGUGCUCCCUGAGGACUUGGUCGAUGAGGAGUUGUUGGAGGUGGGACAGGAACGCAGAGCCGAAGAAGAGGCAAGAGAAAAAGAAACUUCCUGAGGAGGAAACGAAGAACUCCCAAGGAAAUUCACAGGGGAGGAUUCAGCAGGAGAUUUUGACUUUUAACAAGCGUCUUAUGUGGACCUCAGCCCUGAAAGGUGUUCAUUAGUAGAAAGGAAUAUUCAUGGUGUAGCAUCUGCUUACCGGCAAGCAGAUUUCUGAUAAAAAAAAAAAGCAAGAAAGAAACCAAGCCAAUCCACACGGACAUAUAGUCACGCAUCACUUAAGGAUGGGGAUACAUUCUGAGAAAUGUAUCAGCAAGUGAUUUGGUCUUUGUGCCAACAUCACAGAGUGUGUUUGCACAAACCUAGAUGGCAUAGCCUGCUACUGACCUAGGCCAUAUGGUCUAGCCUAUUGCUCUGAGGCCACAAAUUUGUGCAGCACAUUACUAUACUGAAUACUGUAGGCGGUUGCCACUCAGUAUUGAAUAUCUAAAAAUAGAAAAGUAGUAUUUGAAUAUCUAAACAUAGAAAAAGUACAAUAAAAAUAAGGUACAUACUAGAUUAAAUAAACCAUACUGUAAAAUUAAAAAAAAAGGUAUAAAUAUUUUUUUAAAGGGCGCACCCAUGUAGGGCACUUACCCUGACCAGAGCUUACCAGACUGGACAUUGCUGUGAGUCAGUCAGUGAAGGAGAGGGGAGUGAAUAGGAAAGGCUAGGACACUACUGCGGGCUUCAUAAAAACUGUACACUGAGGCUGCACUAAAUUUACAAAAAAUGUUUUAUCAACUUUUACUUUUUAAAAUUUGUUUACUCUUGUAAUAACACAGCUUCGCAUGUAAACACAUUCUACAGCUAGAUAAAAAUGUUUCAUAUAUAUAUAUAUAUA
This is a messenger RNA of Nycticebus coucang (slow loris), 2898 nucleotides long. RefSeq lists its product as uncharacterized. The coding region runs from base 1 to 843 and encodes 280 amino acids. The transcript has 3 exons. Lineage: Eukaryota; Metazoa; Chordata; Mammalia; Primates; Lorisidae. The record is from RefSeq and is a predicted model, not a curated record.